Molecule: messenger RNA, 948 nt
Organism: Bathycoccus prasinos
Lineage: Eukaryota; Viridiplantae; Chlorophyta; Mamiellophyceae; Mamiellales; Bathycoccaceae
Exons: 1
Coding region: 1-948 (315 amino acids)
Cellular component (GO): mitochondrion
Molecular function (GO): calcium ion binding
Source: RefSeq, a predicted model, not a curated record
AUGACGAUGAUGUUAAGAAGUGCGUCGAGAAGACAACGCGCCGCUUCUCAUUCGUCGUCCUCCGAGUUGUUCUUUUCUCUGGUGAAGAAGAGUUCUUCGUUCACGACGACGGGUUUAAGAGGUGAUGGGUAUUACGAUGAUGAUGAUGAGAAGAAGAGCGUCAAUACCUAUUACCCGAUGAUGACGAGAAAAGAGAACAACAUUAACAACAACAUUAACGACGCGAGGAGACAGAGGAAACAGAGGAUGUUUUCCUCCUCGUCAGCGUCGACGUCUUCUUCUUCUCCUAAUACUAAUAAUAAAGUCGACGAUAUCCUCAAGCAGUUCUUGUCUUUAACCGCCGAGGAGAAACGAGACGUGUUUCAAAGUCUGUUCGGAAAAGGAGGAGAAGAGAGGAAAAUUUUAGCCGAGAAGGAAGAGAAGUUAUUCGCGGCGUUCGAUAGCGACGGGGAUAAAAUGUUAACGCCGCAAGAGUUUCAAAACUUUCACCGGGCAUUUUUGUGGCGACAUUUACAGCAGGAGCCGGAAGUAGGAAACGAGGACGGAGAGCAGAGGAGUAGCGGGAGUAGCGGGAGUAGUAAAGACAUUACCUACGCGCAGCUUAAAUCGGUGGCGCUUUCGCAGAUGUACCCGUUCAUCGGGUUUGGUUUUUUAGAUAACGCUUUGAUGCUUGCGUUUGGAGAAACUAUUGAAUCAUCGGUAGGACUGUCGUUGGGUUUAUCAACGAUGGCGGCCGCGGCGAUUGGAAACACGUUGUCCGACGUCUGCGGCGUCGGGUUGGCGAAUAAGAUUGAGUAUUGGUGCGCAAAGUUUGGAUUGACGGAAGAGGUGACGAUGACGGCGGGCCAGGCGAAAGAGAUGCGGGUGGUGGUGGCGAGAUUAGGCGGGGCGAUGACGGGAGUAACCAUAGGAUGCAUCUUCGGAUCGUUCCCGCUCUUGCUUCAUUAG